CAUCGCCGGGCAGUGGCUGCCACAGCCGGGAAUCUCUCUACCCAGCAAAUUAUCGAGACUUCCAGGUUGCAGCUGGCUUGACGAGCGUCUUGCUCUCCUCUUUGCGUCCCAGGAUAGUCCAGAGUGCGGCUGAAAAUCUCAGCCCCCCUUUCUGCUUUCCUCGUCCGAGGCCACCCCUCUCUCUCUCCCUCUUUCUCUGUCCCCCUACGCCUCACAGCCAGUGUCCCUCUCUCUCGCCCUCUCUCUGCCUGUUGCCCCGUCCCUCCCCAGCCCCCGUAAGUCAGCUGCACCAUGCGGUCCCCAUGGCUGUUGUUCCUGUCGGCCGUCACCCUCGCCCUGUGCCGAGCGGAGGAGGGGAUGGACAUCCCAGAGUACGACGGCGAGGACAGAGUGAUUCACCUCUCCCUCAAGAACUACAAGCAAGUGCUGAAGAAGUUCGAUAUCCUCUGCCUGUACUACCAUGAGCCCAUCGACGACGACAAGAUCUCGCAGAAACAGUUCGAGUGGGACGAGCUGACGCUGGAGUUGGCGGCACAAGUGCUGGAGGAUGAGAACAUUGGUUUCGGCCUGGUGGAUGCCGAUGAAGACGAGGCAGUCGCCAAGAAACUAGGUCUGGAUGAAGAAGGCAGCAUUUACGUGUUCAAGGACGACGAAGUGAUCGAAUACGAUGGAGAAUUGGCAGCUGACACUAUCGUGGAGUUCCUCCUUGAUGUUCUGGAAGACCCAAUAGAGAUGAUCGAUGAUGAGAACGAGCUGGAAGCCUUUGAGGAAAAUGACGAUGAGCCCAAGUUGAUCGGGUACUUCAAGAACGAAGAUUCAGAGCAUUUUAAAGAAUAUGAAGAUGCAGCAGAGGAAUUUCAGCCCUAUAUCGCAUUCUACGCCACAUUCAGCAAACGGGUGGCAAAUGACCUGGACCUUAAAUUGAACGAAGUUGACUUCUAUGAACCAUUCAUGGAUGAACCAGAUACAAUCCCCGGAAAACCGUACACCGAAAAAGAAUUAGUGGACUACGUCAACGAACAUAGCAGGGCUACGCUGCGAAAACUGAAGCCGGACAGUAUGUACGAGACCUGGGAGGAUGACGUUAAUGGAAUACACAUCGUGGCCUUCGCAGAAGAAGACGAUGCAGAUGGCUAUGAGUUCCUCGAGAUUUUGAAGGAAGUUGCCGAAGCCAACACGGACAAUCCUGAUCUCAGCAUCGUCUGGAUCGACCCUGAAGACUUCCCUCUGUUGAAUCCAUACUGGGAAAAAAUAUUCGGCAUCGAUCUGUCGGAGCCCCAGAUUGGAGUCGUCAACGUCACCGACGCUGACAGUGUCUGGUUCGAUAUGGACGAAGAUGAUUUGCCUGACACUGAUGAACUAGAGGACUGGAUUGAGGAUGUUCUCUCAGGGGAAGUCAACACGGAAGACGACGAUGAUGAUGAUGAUGAUGAUGAUGAUGAUGAUGAUGAUGAUGAUGAUGACGAUGAUGAUGAUGAUGACGACGAUGAUGACGACGAUGAUGACGAUGACGAUGAUGAUGACGAUGACGAUGACGAUGAUGAUGAUGAUGAUGAAGAUGAUGAUGAUGAUGAUGAUGAUGAUGACGACGACGAUGAUGAGGACGACGAUUAAACGCCACCCAUUACCGCCCAUUAUUUUAAUCUAGGUGGAUAUCUCCAGUCAGCUCUAGAAUCAUCACUCCCGCCUGGCACCACCUGUUACUUUUUUUCUAUCUGUAAAGCUCUUUAACUUAAUCUUUUUCUAUUGUGAAAUCACCACGAUAACCUCGUGGGAAUAGUAAAGAGAACGAAAAUAUAAACAGACACCAAACUGA
Leucoraja erinaceus (little skate) is the source of this 1816-nucleotide messenger RNA. RefSeq names its product calsequestrin-1-like. Gene Ontology annotation, biological process: regulation of release of sequestered calcium ion into cytosol. The record is from RefSeq and is a predicted model, not a curated record. Gene Ontology annotation, cellular component: sarcoplasmic reticulum lumen. The transcript is spliced from 11 exons. NCBI's taxonomy places the organism in Eukaryota, Metazoa, Chordata, Chondrichthyes, Rajiformes, Rajidae. Gene Ontology annotation, molecular function: calcium ion binding. Bases 292 to 1614 code for a protein of 440 amino acids.